CCCGAGUUCCGAAACCUUCGCGGCGGCGCGGCGCGUGGCUUGGGACUAGGCGGGACCUUCACUCAGUGGCGCGUGAUGUUGAACACCAUUGCGUUUCCCGUCGAGCCAGGAUUUGGCGGUGCUCCUGUUCUAUUGCUCGACUGGCUUUCGGCCCGUCCCGCCUCCGUGCCUGGGUCUUGGGUUUGAGGCAUCCCCGACCCCUCCCUUUCCCUUCCCUGCGGGCGCCGCCAUGGCGAGCCCCUCCUCCGCGUCGGGCUCCGCCGGCGAUCCUGAGGCUCCCGCGUGCGGCGACGCAGGCCUGCUGGCGUUGGUGCCCGCGCAGGAUCCGGAGACCGGCCCCGUGGCAGUGCUCGACGGGGCGCUGGCGAUGGACGUGUCCGUCGCCCUGCACGGCGGGCAGCUCUCCCCGGCGCUGCGGCGGGGCGCCGCGUGCCCGUGCGCCGGGGAGGCCGAGCUGCUGACCUCUAGCCGCCGACGGCCAGGCGCGCGGCGUGGUGGUCGUGGUGCAGGGCCUGCGGCCGCUGGCCGAGGGCUGCGCGGAGCUGGCCCGCGUGCCCGUGGCCCUGAGCCCGCUCGUCCGCGGGCUCCCGCAGGUGUCGGUGCUGCUGUCUGUUUCUGCGCAGGGGCAGCUGCGCGUGCGCGUCAGGGACGUGGCCACCGGCCGGGAGCGCACGUGGACGCGCUUCCCGGGGGCGUGCGGCUCACCUGGGCAUCACGGCCUUGCCCCCUGGAGGUUCCACCUGCAGGAUCCUCACGCACGGCACGCGGGCUACACGCUGGGCGGCAGGUUCUUGCACGUGGUGGAGGCCCCGGUGCCGCAGGCCGAGGGCGAGGCUGUCGAUCCAGAGGCCACGGCAGGGAAGGUGUGGCCUUGCGGGUAUUAUCUUGCUGCCUAUGCUGCCAGAGAGAUCGCGGGGUCCUGUACGGGCGCGUGCCAAGUGCUAGAGCUGGGCGCUGGGCAGGGCCUGGUGGGGAUGGCACUGGCGGCUGCUGGAGUGAGGGUUACGUGCACCGACCUCUCAGAGAACAUGCCACUCCUCCGCGAGAACUUGAGAGUAAAUGGCCUUGCCGAGCAGGUGACUUUGGUUGACCUGGACUGGCGAUGCCCUGCGUCUCGGUCAAGGGUAGCUGCUUCUCAUCGUUUUGACGCAGUGGUUGCCGCAGAUUGUGUGUUCUGGCCAGAGCUCUUUCGGCCCCUGCUAGACUGCCUGGCGGCCGUGCUGUCUCGGGGAUCCACAGCUUACUUGGCGUUGGUCCACCGCCAGCACACCGUGGAAACAUUCUUACAAAUGCUCAAGGCGGAGUUCGAGGUUCAGGAACUCGCUGGCUGGUGUGUAGAGACGUACCUCAUGAACACGCCACGCCUUUAUUUGGUGAGACACCGCGCGGCAGUCCACCCAGAGCUGAAAUCGCCAAAAGCGUCAAGAACAAUUCAACUAUAGAUCCUCAAUGAGUUUGCUCAAAUGCUUAAUCAAGUUCGUUACGUCCACCUUCGUUUUGGCGCGCCUGCCCCGAGUACCUACAGCCCCCAUGAGUUGGGAGCGAGGUUAUUUUUGUUAUUUGAAUUUCUUCCUCCGCGUGUCUUUAUGUUGUUUCACGCCCCCGAAUUGCAAUCGCGAGAGCGCACUUCAGAGCUGCGAUCGCAAAUUUAUCAUUCCAUUCCAACCAACGGCUGGUUAUGUCCAUUUUUUGUCAGCAAAUAUUGUUUUGAAGCAAAGAUGAUGCCAGCACACAUUUCAAUAAGUAUAGGUGGAUGCCGACAGCAUUGUUGGUGGAUCGAAACCGCUUGUUACAUUGAUUUGCGGUCGUACGACCCCACGCUUGGUUCCAAUUUUUGUGGUCGCCCAAUUUCUUUUAGCGUUGUUUUGGUGGCGCGUUGCGGCCGAAUGCGGUUCGCGAGUGUUCGAUUGCGAAGUAAAUUCAAGGGUUUGAUGAUGGGAG
Molecule: messenger RNA, 1941 nt
Organism: Prorocentrum cordatum
Lineage: Eukaryota; Dinophyceae; Prorocentrales; Prorocentraceae
Source: the annotation of a GenBank genome assembly